This is a messenger RNA of Dermacentor silvarum, 4250 nucleotides long. RefSeq names its product zinc finger protein 691. Lineage: Eukaryota; Metazoa; Arthropoda; Arachnida; Ixodida; Ixodidae. The coding region runs from base 61 to 1353 and encodes 430 amino acids. Gene Ontology annotation, biological process: regulation of transcription by RNA polymerase II. The transcript has 8 exons. The record is from RefSeq and is a predicted model, not a curated record. Gene Ontology annotation, molecular function: DNA-binding transcription factor activity; RNA polymerase II cis-regulatory region sequence-specific DNA binding.
CUAACGGACGUGAACAUCAAUAAUGGCAGCGUUUUUUGGUUAUGCUUUUAUCGAUGCUCCAUGGACGAGGCAGAACAUGACAGAGGUGGCGAAAAAGAAUAUGACGGUGACGAUGCGGACCAUAGUGAUGACGACGACGGAACACGCACACCAGAGCGCAGGCAUGUGGAGGCCAGCUCUGCGGUCGACAGCUUUGAUGCUGCUUCGCCAACUGCAUCCUCCUGUCCUGCCCCAAUUAACGGUGACAUUGGGCUCUUCUCGCCAAAGCGUGAGCCUGAGGAAAUCAUCUGUGCGGUCGACUGCUCGGACGGCUUUUUUCCAACCCAUAUUGACUCGAGUGAGGGUGAUGUCGGGCCCUACUCUUCCAAGUGCGAGAUGGAUGAGCUGGGCUAUAGAGCCGAGGGCUCUUACGUCUCUUCACUGGUCGGACCUUCUGGUACCGCCACGAUGACUGGACCGAAUUUAUCCGGGUUCCUGAACUGUUGGUGGGACCCAUCUGCGGCUAACAGUAACAUGCCUCCAACAGGACCGUUUCCAGGUAACGCCACUGGACUGGAUUCACCAGGCUCUCUGCGUUGCUGGUGGGAUCCAUCCGUGAUCAAUAAGUUGAAAAACACCAAAAUCGCUUCCAAGCCUGUGCCGGUCUUCUGUUGCGAGAUGUGCGGCGAUUGCUUCUCAUCGGUAGAGCACCUAAACAGGCACAGGCUGUCAACACACGCAGAGAAGCCCCAAGGCAAACAUCAGUGCGCCCUUUGCCCCUACUCUAGUAAUAGUAGGUAUGAUGUGGACGCGCACGAGCGGACUCACAAUGGCGUGAAGCCAUUUGUGUGCCACCUGUGCCAGAAAGGGUUCGUGCAGCGUUCCCAGCUGCACGUGCACCUGAAGAGCCAUGCCGGCGAGAGGCCGCACGAGUGCCUGGAGUGCGGCAAACGUUUCGUGCUCUUCUCGCACCUCAACUACCACCGGAACAAUGUGCACGGCAAGGCCGAGAAAUCCCACGUGUGCCCGCAGUGCGGCAGAGGCUUCGUCCGGCGCGCUGUGCUCGGCCGGCACAUGCUGUCGCACGAGACUGAGAAGCCGCACGUUUGUUCGGUGUGCGGCAGGACGUUCUCGCGGCUCGACAACGCCAAGACCCACCUUCGGCGGAAGCACCCGGAGUCUGACGGAGACAUUUACACCACGCCCACGGCGAACUUGUCAGAGGACGCGGAAAGCUACGGCACUAACUUAAACGAAGGCGGACCUUCCGAGUUGUAUGAAAGUGCGACCUCGGGAAUGCGUGGUGGCGCUGCUGUUGAUAGUGGCUUAGAAGCGGCGGGCACGAGCGGCUUAAGUACUCUAAGCAGACCUUAGCCUAUUCGCUCAAAAAAUGGUGUUGUAACGGCAGAGACCGUGCGCAGAACAAAAAAGGCACAUGUGGAACGCAAAGCUUGGAACAAAUUUUUUAAUUUGCUUGCCGUCGAUUCUCAUUCAAGGUGGUGGAAAGAAGAGUGGAUGUUCACUGCGUCUGUUUAAGCAUGCUGGUCGAAGUCCUUUCUUGUUUACCGAUGUGCGCUUGAACUUUUAAGCGCCAGCCUAUGUUCAUUGCUCGAGAGGCAGGAGUAGGUAUUAGAUAGCAAUUAAACGGUGCAGAGACCUGACACGGCCCAGGGGCCGCAGGUUUCGGAGGUUUAUGGCACCUCUUGGAUGCAAAGUGUUCGCGUCUUUUUUUACCGUAUGAGGCACGUUGUUGCAGUUGGCUGCUUUAGUACUGUGGGCAAACGCUUGGCAUGUCCCCCACGGAAGUGCCUUGUAAGGGUGUACGGAACCUUGUAUGCAGGAAGAGCAGACCAUACGAGGAGUCUUCAGUACUUCUCUGUCCACCGCUUUGGUUGAUGAUCAUCGGCGGUAAACUGAAAAACCUUAUCAAUCUGGCCUUUCGAAGAAAUUCAGGCAGACAGAGUUCGUCGCAGUUGCGUUAACCCCCUUAGUUAAUUUCCUCACUUUGCAUAGUAGAGCUGGAAGUAUCGACCUACGCAAAAACGAAAAAAAAGGGAAGCCCCAAAUAUAUUGUUUCCGUAUGGGACCUCAGGAGUGACUGGUCCCAAACUGUCGGCAGCACCGUCGCACAAUCGCGACGUCGCUCUUAUGUCCUCACACACGGCUUCCGACAACAGUCGGUGCGCACAGCCCGACCUUAGGGGCCAUAUGGCUCAGAGAGCCGGUGAUGCUAUUCCUGUCCACAUUGUCAUCGCGUUUCAUCAUUCUUUUUUUUCCCGUUCCUCCUACUCUCGUGCAGUGUGGAGUUUUAUACAAUUACUAGAGGGAACUGUAGCCCUAGUGUCUGCGGGAACUACAAGCAGGACAGUUCAGCCGGCAUGGGAAUGAUGUGUAGUAUAGUGUAGACUGCUUAUGACAUAAGUCGCCGGAGUCGCGAAUAUUUGCACUAUAAGCGGUGCCGCACUAUAACCAAAACAACGAUUUUCAAGCCCAGCACGUAUGCAAAACAUGUAGACCAAGCAUGUAGACACGCUUUGUACUAUCGCGUGCACAUCGCAAUUACGUUUUCGCUAGUGAGCUGGCGAAAACAUCAUCGCGAUGUAGCCGGUGCCCUUCAAGUUCGACAGCUUUGCAUCGACUCAAAACAAAACAACUGUUUGCCGCAAAAAAAACGUGACCGCUAUCGACGUGAUUAUGAACGGCGACUUCGCGGUGCUGAAGGCACGUGCCCGACGCACGCACCGAGUCUGGACGAGUUAACUACCUUUCGCUGCAACAACUGCAGUCGAAACCGCGGUUGCUAUCUAUGCGAUCAUCGAUGGCGACUACGCAGUUUUUUAGGCACGCGGCCGACGUGCGUACCGAAUAAAAACGAAACUACUGUUCGCCACAACCGCUACGGAGAAAACAGCGGCCGCUAUCGACGCGAUUGUGGAUGACGACUACGCAGUUAUGAAAGCCCGCAGCCAACGCGGUGCGCGGCGGUAAACGCAAGUAUACAGGCUUUAAAGACACAAAAAGGCUCGAAGUGUUCUGGCGUUGCUGUCAUUCACGUACGAUUUCAACUGAUGGCUGUGGCAAUGCGGACUUCGCCAUUUCGUUUCGGUUGGACGCUAGUGCCGUUCUUGCACUUUUGCGGCGCACAUUUGCGGCGUUCCUCGCUCGGAGCUCGGAGUAGUCCGAAUUAACUGAUGUGCGGCCAAAUAAGUCCGAAUUAACGAGAGUUUGAUUGCAUUCAAUAAUGCAUACGCCGGCCAGGAGCACGCACCUUGUUGAGAAGCGUGCUCGCAGCCGCCCUUGUCGGCGAGAUUCUCCCGCGGAAGCCGCAUUAUAACCAGUAUUUCGUCUCACGCGGCUGCACUGUAAGCGGUAUGUGUAUACAUGGAGUUCUAUGGGAGGGUAAACGGGAGUCGGAAAAGGCCGUGUUGUAGCCAGUUCUGCACUAUAAACGGUUACGUUAUAAGUGGUCUAUAGUGUACAUGGAUUUGCCUAAACUUCGCUCUUCUCGCUUUAAAUGGCGUGACUUUGCAAAGUGAUCAUUUUUAGGAAAAUACUGCAUUACAAAUAAUAAAUAAAUGUUAAUAAAAUUGUGCGACGGCAGGAUUCGAACACAGGACCUCUAGCACAGAGGCCCAAUAUUGAAACCAUUACGCCACGGAUGCAUCGACAAGCGGAAACACUGAAAUUAGCAACGAUAAUGCGUUCUUGCGGAGUCUUAUUACCUUCUGCAUUAAAAAAGGAACGUGUAAAUUGCUUUGAAAUUUAGUCCAAUUUAGGCCCAGAUAAAGCAUAAUAAACAGAGCCACAAGAACAUCUGAAGCCCCAAGCACGAAGAUCAGACAAUCCAUGUACUACCUAUCAUUCCCACUGAUAGCUGAACGAUUGCAGUGCCAGAGUUCCCUAUAGUAAUUGUAGGAAACUGUUGUGCAGAGCACAACAUAGUAUAUAAAAGUGUUAUAUACACCACUUGGGGUUUAACAGUAACCCUCAUUAUCUUGCUUGCGUUUUCUUUCUUGAAAACACUGCGCUCGUUACUUUCCUGUAAAAAAUUAUGUCGCGCUCGUAAGGCGCAUGUUGUUCGCGACCUGCAAGUGCCAGGUGCGCAGCGUUAAAGAAAGGAAAUGCGCGCAAGAUAGACGAUGACUGGGGAAAAUGCAAGCUCCAAAUGGUGCAAAUGUUUUUAUAUUGUGUAGCAGGGCAUUGCACACUAGCUCUGCCUUUCAUGUAAUAAAUUCGUUCCUGCGUCCUUGUACACUGUCGAAAUCGGCUGU